This is a messenger RNA of Mytilus trossulus (common blue mussel), 3635 nucleotides long. Its product is annotated as nuclear receptor coactivator 5-like. The transcript has 2 exons. NCBI's taxonomy places the organism in Eukaryota, Metazoa, Mollusca, Bivalvia, Mytilida, Mytilidae. The record is from RefSeq and is a predicted model, not a curated record. Gene Ontology annotation, molecular function: RNA binding. The coding region runs from base 223 to 2376 and encodes 717 amino acids.
UUCUUACCCCUCCCACUCCCUAACCCCUCCCAAACUCCAACCACAAAACAUGCUAAAAAAAUAUUAAAAAGUAGUAAACUUUAGACAUUUACAUUGCAUUACAUUUCUAAAAAUAAAUGCAAAAUAAGAAAGAAAACACAGCGCAGUGAAAUAUUAUAUAAGGGAAAUAGGACUUUUAUGCUAUGAGGGUUGUUUGUUUUGAUUGUAGGAGAGCCUGAUCUGAUGUCUUCAAGGCAUCUGAAAAGACCAUUAGAUAGUGCUGAUAUGUAUUCUGAUUCUUCUGAAGCAUUGAGAACAUCUCAAUAUAUAGAUCGUCUAAUGUCCAUUGGAAAAUCAGAAGAGAUUCCAAUGGAUGCUCAAGACAUAUAUCAGAAACAAAUACAAGCUGCUUUAUUAAAGAUAAAGGCAGAAAAUGCUAUAUUAGCCAAAGUGAAAGUGGAACCCUUUUCCGCUCCUCAAAAGCCUGCACUUCUAUCUGUUCCUGAGCCUGUCCAACAACCUCAUUUACUGGAAACUCCAGUUGCUAGUUCACAUGGUCAGCUAUUAAGCUUGUUUGAUGUAAAAACUCAAAUACCAAGCUUGUUUGAUAUUCCAGCUCAACCAAAGAGCUUGCUGGGAACUCCAAAUCUUGAAAUGAACCCAUCUGACUUGUUUGAAACAGCACUAGGGAUUACAAAGGUUCAAAGUUUAAUGAGCAUGGAUGUUGGUCCAAACAAGAAAGCACGGUUGUCUGGACCCCAACCAUUGAUGUUACAGGAUGUACAACCAACGAGAUCAUUAGAAAUAAUGAGUCAGCAUGGUAACCAGAGAAUAGAGAGAGAACGCAGUGAUGUACAAAGAUCAAGAGACGAACGUAGGAUGAACAAAGUUGAUGGACCACCAGUCAUGCCUGCCAUUGCCGAUGUCCUCAAGACUGUAUGUACAACAACUGCAAAUAUGUAUCAGCUUGUAGAACGCUACAAUAUUCCUCAGAAUUGCCUAUAUCUGAAGCCACCUAUUGUUCAUCAGGAUUUGUUUUCCCAAAUCGAUGCGCGACAGAGAAGUUACGAUAAUUUUCUCCAGAGCAUGCAGAUGCAGCUAGCUGUCGCUGUAGUACCACUUAUUCAGACUUGCGCAUUCUUCGAGAACAGCAUCACAAUCGACAAUGAGGUGGUGUACCAGCUCCUCAAAGACAGCAUGCUUCUCUUGUGUAACUUUAUCCUGGAGAUGACCGUCAAACGCAGACAUCUAUUGAGAAAUCAUCUUCCAAAAGAGGUCAGGUGGCUGUGUGUACGCAAGAUGGUAAUCGGUGCGCAUUUCUUUCCUGAAGAGUUUCUGGGUAACUCUGAAGACGCCAAAGCUUUGAGACAAGCAUUUGACAAGUCACACAAGACCGGCGAAGAGGAAAAGCAUAUAUUUGCACAGCAGUUGCUGAACAAAAAGCGUGUGGAUGAUACCUUGUCAGAUAUACCAACAUGGUCAAAGAUUGCUGAGCUAGUUAAUAUAAGCUCUACACUUCCUGUCAAUCAACAAUUGGUGAAGAAACUGAAGGAAAAGUAUUUGAUUCCUGAGAAUUGUCAGUGUUUAAGGCCACCAACGGGUAAUCCGAGUAUCUGGAAUAAAAUGAGCCGCGAGGCAAUACAUGAUGAUCGUGAUUUACAGAACCCUCAGAGGUUGAUAGGUCAUGCUAUUGUACCAAUAAUUAGAAUGCUGGAGAGCAUUAAGUUUGUUAAUGUCCAACCUCUGAAGAUGUUCUCAAUGCUUAAGGAGACAUUGUACAUUUUAAGCACUACUCAGAGGGAAAUAUCUGUCAUGCGAAGGCGUUACUUGAAGAAUGCUCUUCCUGAGCCAUUAAAAGUCAAGUGUGAUAGCAGUAUCCCAAUUACCCGCUAUUUGUGUGGUGACGGUACAGAAAGUUAUGGUGCAGGAGAGCCAAAACCUGAUACACAGAAAGAUCUACAGGCUAAAAUACUGAGUAUCUUAAAUGGGCCAGGAGAAGGAGCAGGACUAGGGAGCAUGGUAGGAUUAUCACAACAACCCCAGGGCAAUGGAUCUAUGGAUGGAAGACAAGCACCAGGAGGAAUGUCCUCUCUCAUCAAUCUGGAUAACCCCAAUGUUCAGAAAGCUUUAGAUAAUCUCAUUCAAAGUGGUCCUAACUUGUUAAAGACAUUGUCACAUGCUCCAGGGAACCCAAUGCAACCAGGAGCAGCUAUAACCAGUCGUGAGAGUCAACAUACUCAGCCUCAGCCAUCAAUGGGUCAAGGCUAUCCUCCCAGAGGACAGCCAAUGGGAAUGCAGCAAGGAGUCCGACCUCCCUUUGGUGGUCCUGGUGGACAACCAAUGAGAAUGUCAAAUCCAGGGGGAAUACCACCCAGACGGCCACCCCCACAAUACUGAUGAGACACGUUAUUGUAUCAUGACAUUUUAGUUACAUUUAUGUAGUACACAGUUUACAUUUAUGUAGUAACAGUGCUUUAAUUUGUCUAACAUGGAUAAAGUGUAAGGACUCUAAGUAUUUUCAACAUAUCGAGGAAUUGUCAAGAUAGCAAGAAAAAAGGCAUUGUUUACUUGAAAGAUUUAACAAUUUUUAAUGCAAGAUUUUCAUUGAAGGUUUCUUUUACUCAUAAUAUAUAAGUUGUAAGAGUAAAUGAAAGAAAAAUGCAUACAGCUGUAAAUGAAGCUAUCCUACAUUUUCGUCCAAGUCCACCCUGAUUUUAAUUUUUAACCAUGAAAAGAAAAAGAUAAAUUUUCAUAUUAAAUUUGAAAAUAGUAAUUAUGAAUGUUUUUAAAAAAAUGUCUGUUUCAAUAAUCAUUAAGAAAAUUGGAUGAGAAUUUAGGAAAUUUCUUUGUGUCUUCUUGAUCAUGGUUGUAUCACAUUUCUAGUCUAUAUCAAAUAAUAGCUUAUUUCAUUGACUGCUCACUAUUUCAAAGUUACCAGAACAAUUAACAUUUAUUAUAGGAAGAAGAAAUGUCUCUGUAUUAUAUUCUUUGUUUGUUUGUUGUCACUUUUUUGUUAACAAACAUUUUUCACCUGUCAUUAAACAAGUUGUCAAAACAUUAGAGCAUUAUUGAUUGUGUACAAAAUCAUGUUUAUCACAAACUGUCAUGUUAUUGUAGAUUGAGAAAGGAUUUUACUUUUUCAUCCAUCUUGUUGAUCUUCCAAUAAAACAUUUGAAAAUCAUUAUAUAGGUCCGUUGUAUGAAGAUGAAAAAGUCAAUAUUUCUCAGUCAAAUUUUUUUUUAAUUUUUGCCUCAAAUUUUGUACAUAAAAACAUUUUGGAAAAUGUUCAGUUAAGAACAUUACACAAUAAAUCUAUUUUUAGAAGUCAUAAUUUGAAAAUUUUGCUACUUGUUUUUUUUUUAUUUUAUUGUGUGAAAGCUAUCCAUAAUGCUGUUGGAUCUGUGAAGAAAUACAUAAGUUCUAGAGUUAUUGACAACCUUGAAACAUCAUUGUAUUUUUGAUGAUUUGUUAUAACAUACAUUGUUUUUAAAUUGAAACGUAAGAACAUUAGUAUCCUUUUUGUCAUACAUAAUUUUGUAGGAAUCAUCAUUUUAACAUAACAUGUUUGAAUCAUUUAGAAGUCUCAAAAAUCAAGUUCCACAUUUUAACAUCAUUGUAAAAGGCCAUUGUAUGAAAAAUAAAGAAAUUGAUAUCAA